AUUAGUGGCAGCUUGGCCUGACUCUCCGGGGCUCCUUCCCCCGCCCUGCCUGCUGCCCACCCCUGGGCAGGGGGCUGCUCCGCCUGAGGGGCACUGUGCUUGCCCAGGCCUCAAGCCACAGGAGUCUCCCCUGAUUCGACUCUCCCACAAGUCUCGGCUGCUGAAGCAGGCCAAGGGACACAGAUGGGACUAGAGGCAUGUCCCACCCACUCACCUGGGAGCAGGAGACCAGGCCAGGGCCUUGGGGGCUCCAGUCCCUAGAGACCCUCCACAAUUGUCACCCCUGGCCCUCUGGGCUGGGGAAGGAAGGCAGGGGUGCUGGAGGAGGAAACCGGCGGAGCAGCUUCCCUACUCUCAGUUGCGCGUCUGGCGAUGGCGAUCGGAGGUCCUGCUGCGCUCUCCGCUGCGCUCUCCCUCCAUUAGCCGCGCUGCGCGGUGCUCUGCCUCGCGCCCGUGCCCCUCUCCCGGGUCACCGCACCGGAUCGGCCCCGCUUCCAGGCACAACCCCCUCCCCCGGCCUCUCGGCCUUUCCCCCCCACUCGGCCAUCUCCGACCCGGGGCGCGCGUUCCCCCCGGCCCGGCUUCCUCUCUCCCUCCGGGGACACCGGCUCCUUAGCCCCGGCCCGGUCCUCCCCAAGGCGCAGCACGGAGUCUCCGCGUCCCAUGGCGCAACCCACAGCCUCGGCCCAGAAGCUGGUGCGGCCCAUCCGCGCCGUGUGCCGCAUCCUGCAAAUCCCGGAAUCCGACCCCUCCAACCUGCGGCCCUAG
Molecule: messenger RNA, 768 nt
Organism: Perognathus longimembris pacificus (Pacific pocket mouse)
Lineage: Eukaryota; Metazoa; Chordata; Mammalia; Rodentia; Heteromyidae
Gene: Hrurf
Product: HR upstream open reading frame
Exons: 3
Coding region: 664-768 (34 amino acids)
Source: RefSeq, a predicted model, not a curated record